CAGCGCGACGACAUAUUGGUGUUAGAGAAGAAGAGGAAAUGGCUGCAAGGUUACUGCUCCGCUCGGCUUUCAGAGUCACGAUGGCCAGCCGGAGCCGGACUGCCCGAGUCCCUGCUUUGACUCGCGGCAUGGCGGCUGGAGGGAUGCCCACUGAUGAGGAGCAGGCAACUGGGCUGGAGAGAAUCAUUAUGGACGCCAUGAAGGAGGGAAAGGAUCCCUACAACAUGAUGAAGCCAAAGUCAUACAGUGGUACCAAGGAGGAUCCCAACAUUGUUCCUUCCAUCACAAACAAGAGGAUUGUGGGAUGCAUCUGUGAAGAGGACAACACAUCAGUGGUUUGGUUCUGGAUUCAUGAGGGCCCGGCCCACCGCUGCCCAUCCUGUGGUUCCUAUUACCAGCUUGUGCACCAGGAGAUCCCCCACUAACUUCCUGUUGGUCAUUUAUAGACCCCAAUUACAUGGCUGUCUGCACAGCAUGAGCAUUUCUCUAAAAUAUUCCAUCAGAACGAGGUGAAGAAGAAUCAGACACUAACUGUUUUACAUCUCCAGGUAGUUUAUGUAGAGAAGAUUCCUGGUCUUAAUUCAGGAGUCUGUCUGAUUGCUCUUUAACUCGUUCUGUCUCAAUACUUGAUCCACUUGCUAAAACCUCAGUUUUUUCUUUACAUGUUACAUUCACAGUUGUAUCAGAUGUGGUUUGGGACACAACUGUAUCUUUGAACAUUUCCAUUCCUGCAGUUUACAUUGAACUAAUAAAGUCCUCCAUAAGUUA
Solea senegalensis (Senegalese sole) is the source of this 768-nucleotide messenger RNA. Its product is annotated as cytochrome c oxidase subunit 5B, mitochondrial-like. The transcript has 4 exons. The record is from RefSeq and is a predicted model, not a curated record. Bases 39 to 425 code for a protein of 128 amino acids. Lineage: Eukaryota; Metazoa; Chordata; Actinopteri; Pleuronectiformes; Soleidae. Gene Ontology annotation, biological process: mitochondrial electron transport, cytochrome c to oxygen. Gene Ontology annotation, cellular component: mitochondrial envelope.